UUUUUUUUUUAAGAAUAAGAAUAUAAAUAGAAGCAAUAGUUUUUCCUUUUCAUCUUUACUUAUUUAAAUUAUACAACAUCUUAAAAUGGCCGCAGUUACUGAAUCCAAAUAUAAAUCUUUCAUGAAGCCUGUCAAGUUCUGGCAAAAGGCCGCCCCAAAGGAAAUUGCAACAGUGGAUGACACUGAAAGUCAGCAGGAGAUUGAAGAAACAACACAAGUUAAAACCAACGGUUUCAUUCCUUCGUUUGGUCUCAGUAAGAAGAAACCAAGUCAACAAGCAUUCGUUGAGACCAAGAAGGGAGAGAUUUAUAAGCUAUCGACUAUCGAUGUUGAUGGUAUGUAUGCUCCUCCGUCACCUGGUCUCCAAGGCAAGAGAGAUCAUUGGAUUGAUGCUGUCGAUAUGGAUUUCUAUCUGCCCAGUUCCGAGUGUUUAACUACCCAUGUUGGAGAAAAGCAUGACUUUUUCACACCCUCCAGCACAUUUGUGCGAACUCAGCCAUACAUUUUCCCCGUUGCAUCUCAUAUGUCAGAUUCUAGUUUGUCUACCGUUCCAUCAUUUAUUGAGGAUGAUGGAAGUUCUGAUAUAUUGUCAAGCUCAAACAGGUCAAGCGCCAUCUUUUAAUACUGUCUUAUAUUUGGUUUAUCAACCUAUCCCCCCAUCUGUACCAUAUUUUUCUUUACAUCCUUAUCCCCACUUAAUAAUCCCCCAAUCUAAUAAAAAGACUUAUUUCAGCUAAAUGAUUCUGGUGACACCCUGUGAUAUCAUAGCGAUGUUUCUAACUAUGCAUAUGAUAAUGAAUUUAUUGAUGGUGUUUCAAUAAAAAUUGUGUAUAUGUAUUCAAUUUUUUUA
Messenger RNA from Mucor mucedo, 850 nucleotides. RefSeq lists its product as uncharacterized. The record is from RefSeq and is a predicted model, not a curated record. The coding region runs from base 86 to 622 and encodes 178 amino acids. NCBI's taxonomy places the organism in Eukaryota, Fungi, Mucoromycota, Mucoromycetes, Mucorales, Mucoraceae. The transcript has a single exon.